UAGGCACUCCAAAUUCAAUAUGAACUAAUUAGUCGGGCAAUUGAAUUGAUGAAUGCAUUUCUACCGAAGAUAACAUCAUCAAUCAAUUAAAAAUUGCAUUUGAAAAAAAAAGGCAUCAUCGUUUGAAUUCAGAAGAUAAUUCAAAGACUUUUUACAUUCAGCAGGGAAAAGGCGCCGAGAUGGAGAGGAGACGGAAGGGUUUAAUGGCUAAACCCUCGGCCUUGUCCUCUUUCAAGAUCUCCAGAAAAAAUAUCCGCUUCUCAUUCCGUUCGUUUGUGUUAUUGUUUUUUUUCCUGGCCAUCUUAGCAUUUGUGCCGCCCAUUUUUUUACAUCUCAGAUUGAAGCGACAUGCUCAGAUACAAAGACAAAAAUGUGGUUGGUUACAGAAUCCUCCUCUUGUUUGUGCCCAUGGAGGCGAUUCAAGCAGGGCUCCUGCAAAUACGAUGGCAGCAUAUCGCUUAGCUGUUCACUCUCAAGUUGACUGUAUGGAAAUUGAUGCAUCUCGUUCCCAUGAUGGUGUGUUGAUGGCAAUACAUGACAGGGACUUGCAGAAUAUGUCUGGUGACAACUCCGCAAAGGUGGGAAAUUUAAAUCUGAGUCAGAUUAAACGAUUGGAUGCAGGCUUUGGAUUUUCAAAAGAAUUCCAACAUCAAGAAGUGCCCACUCUUGAUGAUGCCUUAAAGUUUGUGUCAGAUGCAGUCAAGCAAGUCAUUGUAGAUGCAAAAGUUGGUCCCCCUCGUUUUGAAGAGGGUCUAGCAGCAGACUUACUUUUGACGAUGAACAAGAUUCAGUGCAGAAACUGCAUUAUUUGGGCCAAGACGGACAGUUUAGUGAGAGAAUUGAAAAAGCUGUCUCAUGAUGUUGUGGUGGGAUAUAUUGUAAUGAAAGAUCCUAUAACUGGAAUGCAAAGCGAUUUACUUCGUAUGGAAAGAGCAGACGUCAUUGGAGUUUAUCAUGUUUUAGUGAAUGAGAAUCUUGUUGGAAAGGCACACAGGGCAGGGAAAAAGGUGUAUGCUUGGACCGUGGAUAAUAUAUAUUCUAUGCAAAAGAUGCUCUUUGCAAGAGUGGAUAGCAUCAUAACAAGUCAGCCUCGCUUGCUUCAGCAAGUGAUGGAAGAUAUAAGAAACCAGUGCAUAGAUGACGGAUUUCUUCUUAAUUGAAUGAAUGUAAUAACCGAGUUCAAGCUAUAUACAGCCAUAUGUAUUUUUACUUUUAGGCAGUAAUCCAAUAAUCAGUUAACGAUCUUUCUAAUUGAAACUGAGUGAUUCUUUUCAUUUUUUAAAAAGGUUUUAAUUACUCAUUUAAGGUGAAGGUUGUGAUGCCCUAUAGUUCAGUUUUUUUGUAAAGAUUCUUUUGUUGCCGCUAUGAAGAAGCAACCCAUUCUUUUUAGCUUUUCA
Molecule: messenger RNA, 1397 nt
Organism: Cryptomeria japonica (Japanese cedar)
Lineage: Eukaryota; Viridiplantae; Streptophyta; Pinopsida; Cupressales; Cupressaceae
Product: glycerophosphodiester phosphodiesterase GDPD4
Exons: 9
Coding region: 180-1160 (326 amino acids)
Biological process (GO): lipid metabolic process
Molecular function (GO): phosphoric diester hydrolase activity
Source: RefSeq, a predicted model, not a curated record